This is a messenger RNA of Prunus avium (sweet cherry), 1512 nucleotides long. It is a transcript of the gene PHF1, whose product is annotated as phosphate transporter traffic facilitator1. The record is from RefSeq and is a predicted model, not a curated record. Gene Ontology annotation, molecular function: protein binding; guanyl-nucleotide exchange factor activity. NCBI's taxonomy places the organism in Eukaryota, Viridiplantae, Streptophyta, Magnoliopsida, Rosales, Rosaceae. Gene Ontology annotation, biological process: endoplasmic reticulum to Golgi vesicle-mediated transport. Gene Ontology annotation, cellular component: endoplasmic reticulum membrane.
CCAGAGAGAAAACUAACGAAAUUUCUAAUUCUUUCCGUGUCAGAUUUUGCCUCUAUUUUCUCUCUCUUCUCGGAAAUUGAACUGAAUGGCUAGCGGUGGGGCAGAACAGCAGGGUCCGGUGACGUGCGGGUCGUGGAUCCGACGGCCCGAAAGCGCCAAUUGGGCGGUGUUCGGGAGGUCCAGGCCUAAGGAUUCUUCUUCGUCGUCGUCUUCUUCAGUUCUCGAGAUAUUCUCCUUCGACCCCAAGACUACUUCUCUCGCUUCCUCUCCCCUGACUACAUAUGUGCUUGAAGAAGUGGAGGGUGAGCCAGUUUCCAUUGCGGUGCACCCAACCGGGGACGACAUCGUUUGCUCUACCUCUAAUGGUGGCUGCAAAUUGUUUGAGUUAUAUGGCCAAGAAUCAAAUGCAAAGCUGCUGGCAAAAGAACUAGCUCCUUUGAAUGGAAUUGGUCCACAGAAGUGUCUAGCUUUUAGUGUUGAUGGAUCUAAAUUGGCUACUGGUGGAGUGGAUGGGCAUUUGAGAAUUUUGGAGUGGCCAAGCCUCCGAAUAAUUUUAGAUGAACCAAAAGCGCACAAGUCGGUUCGUGAUUUGGAUUUCAGCCUAGACUCUGAGUUCUUAGCUUCAACAUCUACUGAUGGGGCAGCAAGAAUAUGGAAGAUGGAAGAUUGUGUUCCUUUGACUACUUUGACUCGCAACUCGGAUGAAAAGAUUGAACUCUGUCGGUUUUCUAAGGAUGGAACAAAACCCUUUCUAUUUUGCACUGUUCAAAAAGGUGAUAAAGCUUUCACCGCAGUUUGGGACAUAAGUACAUGGACUAAAAUUGGGCAUAAGAGGCUACUUAAAAAGUCUGCUUCCGUUAUGUCCGUCAGCAAGGAUGGGAAAUAUCUUGCUCUAGGAAGCAAAGAUGGAGAUAUUUGUGUGGUUGAAGUUAAGAAAAUGGAGAUUUGCCACUGGAGUAAGAGGCUACACCUGGGUACAUGCAUUGAAACUCUGGAGUUUUGUCCCACUGAAAGGGUUGUGCUCACUACUUCUAAUGAAUGGGGGGCUGUUGUAACUAAGUUAAAUGUUCCAGCAGAUUGGAAAGAGUGGCAGAUCUAUAUGGUGCUUUUAGGACUGUUUUUAGCAUCCGCUGUCGCCUUUUACAUCUUCUUCGAGAACUCUGAUUCAUUUUGGAACUUCCCUCUUGGAAGAAAUCAACCAGCAAGACCGCACUUGGGAGCAUUUUUAAGAGAUUCAAAGUCUUCUGAUGACAGAAAUAUUUGGGGUCCGGUUGAUAUGUGAUGAUUUUUAUUGUCCACUCUCUACGACCGAUGGGAAGAAAUGUCAUAUCGGUAACUGAACAAAAACCAUGCUCAUUAAGUCUCCAAGCUAACCUAGUUUUAUUUCAAUCCUAUGGGACAUUAUUUUUGUGGUGUAUAUAGCAUUCACAGAAAUGUAGUAGAGAAUUUCUUCCUCUUCACAAUGCAUAAUUGAUUUAAAUUUGUUGUGGGAAGCCUGAGUGUUGUGUGAUU